Messenger RNA from Xenopus laevis (African clawed frog), 2152 nucleotides. It is a transcript of the gene cd82.S, whose product is annotated as CD82 molecule S homeolog. NCBI's taxonomy places the organism in Eukaryota, Metazoa, Chordata, Amphibia, Anura, Pipidae. Gene Ontology annotation, cellular component: plasma membrane; membrane. The record is from RefSeq and is marked provisional.
CUCAGAGGAGCUGCAGGGAGUGCGGGAGGCGCUUGUACCGGACACUGUGGUCUUGGAAUCGGGAUCUGCUUACGUAAGACAGCCCGGAGCCGGGAUCUACUCCAUUCACUGUCUUCUGGGAUCAGGAUCCUCCUACAAACAGCAGCCUGGGAUCUGGACUUACCUGGGUUACUCACAACCUCCUACUACAGGACCUGACACACUGACAAAAUGGCGACCAGCGGCUGCAUGAAAGUCACCAAGUACUUCCUGUUCCUGUUCAACCUCCUCUUCUUUAUUCUUGGUGCAGUGAUCCUUGGAUUUGGAAUAUGGAUCCUCGUGGACAAAACCAGCUUUAUAUCGGUCCUGCAGACCUCUUCUUGGUACCUGAGAACAGGCUCCUACAUUCUCAUCGCCGUUGGGGGUUGCACAAUGGUGAUGGGAUUCCUGGGCUGCUUGGGAGCAGUGAAUGAGAUCCGCUGCCUAUUGGGCCUGUAUUUCACCUUCCUUCUGAUUAUCCUGAUCGCUCAAGUUGCAGCCGGAAUUCUGAUUUACCUACAGCGAGAUACGCUAAAGACCGAGAUGUCCUCCAUCAUCCAUGAUCUGAUUGUCACAUAUGACUAUGAAGAUGGAAAGAACACAAGUUGUGAGACCACCUGGGAUUAUAUCCAGAGAAGUCUCCAAUGCUGCGGUUGGACCAGCUAUCAGAAUUGGACUGAGAACGCACUGAUUAAAAACUCCACCAAUGAGUAUCCUUGCUCUUGUAUGACAAACCAGACUUCUUCCAAUGGCUUCUGUGAGUACAAAGGUUCCUUGGAGUCGGCCGUGUACAAAGUGGGCUGCAUGCAGGGAGUAGAGAGCUGGCUGCAGGAUAACCUUGGCAUCAUUCUGGGAGUCUGCGUGGGAGUUGCAGUCAUCGAGCUCCUGGGUCUCAUCCUUUCCAUGUGCCUGUGCCGCAACAUUCAAAGCGAAGACUACACCAAAGUCCCCAAAUACUGAGAACAAGUUGCACCCCUGCAACCCCAACUUGCAUUCUGAUGAAAGGGGGAGAGGAAGGGUAUCGUCAACUCCCUGAGACCCUUCCACAGUCUCCCCAAAAAUGCCACCAUGCAUAUAAAAGCCCAGCCACAAAGACUAAGUUAAUGAACACAUUUUGUUUUUUAACCCCCUUUAAUAGGUAUGCUGGAUCCUUUGCAUCAAGUGUCUUAAAGCCCCAACACCCCACAACUAGGGAAAUGGUAGAAUAAAGGCAAAGUAGAAAGUAGUAUUUCUGUUUUGGGACGCAAGGGGGAACAUUGUAUAAAUAUAUAUAUAAAUAUGUGAUAUAGGGGGGAAGGACCAGACUCUUACUGAAUAGAAACUUUUAUUUCUGUAAAAAAAAAAAGCUUAAAAAAUUAGUUUUGUCUGUAAAUAAUUUGUUUGCCCUUAGUAACGCUAAUUUGCUGCUUGUGUGGACGGGGCUAUUAGUAUGUGGACAAACUUUUGUACAGGCAGAGACGGGAUCACAUGGAAUUGCCGUGUACUAAUCUGAGAUUGGUUUAAAGGCAAAGUAAUGAAACGCUUUUGUGAUAUUAUAUAACAUUCACGGAUUUAGGGUUUAUUUUUUUAUAGCUGGAUAGAGUUUAAUCAUUCAAGUUGACGUUCUUUGUUCUCAUUGGUUGUAAUAUUUACUAGUCAUCUGCCCUAUGUUGGAGGUGUGAUUUGUUGGCACAGUGGAGGCUUUUCUGACCAGUAGGGGCAGAACAGCCUUCAACAACAUGGAAUCUAAAGUCCUUCUAAAUAAGACAAUGGAUCCUUAUGGGAUAAAACACACGAGAGACAGAAGUCUCUGAAAUCCUUUGAAUGCAUCUACUUUGUCACACUCCCAUGGUGCCUGGAAGAUUCAUCCUUUAUGGAGCUCGAGGAGUUAAGUGGACACAGGGCACAUGGCGUCCUCUAAACUUGGAAACCAACAUUAGUAAGUGAUGGAGAUCUGGGGGUCUCCUGGAUUUAAAUGCCAGUGGCAAAUCUUCCAGGGUGGCAUUUGCCCUUUACAUGCAGGUGCCAGACUAAAGCUGUGUCCCCUCUGGCUUAUUUCUAAGUAAUUCCAAAGUGUGGGACCCCCAAUUACAUAAGAAAAAGCAAUGUUUUAUUUAACGUGUGUAAUCUCACAAUUAAAGGGUUCAGCUGUGUG